CAGUAUUACUCUUUUACUAAACGGAGUACCAGUAAGAAUGGAAGUGGACUCUGGAGCUGCUUAUUCCAUAGUAAAUCAACAGACUUGGGAAAAGUUGAAUGAUAGUAGUGUUUUAAGUGUAUUACCGAAUAAGUUGUGUACGUGGAACAAUUCACCAGUGCAAGUAUUAGGACAAACUUUAGUGCAAGUUAAAUAUAAGAACACUAAGUUUGCUUUGAAUAUUGUGGUAGGUCGAGGAGUAGGUUCAAAUUUGAUUGGACGGAAUUGGUUUAGACAACUCGGUAUUACAUUAAAUAUUAAUAUAAUUGACCUUGAUAUGACAGGUGUAGAUAAGGUAAUCAGUAAAUACCUAAAUGUCUUCAAAGAAGGGCUCGGUACCUACCGAGGUAACCCUGUUGAUAUACAGGUCAAACCAAAUUGUUAUCCUAGAUUUUUGAAAGCUAGACCUGUACCGUAUGCGUUAAAAGAGAGAAUUGAAAACGAAAUUGAUCGUUUGGUAGAAAAGGGGGUAUUGCGACCCGUAUCUUUUUCAGAUUGGGCCACACCCGUGGUACCUAUUGUGAAGAAAAAUGGGGAUAUACGUUUAUGCGGAGAUUACCGUAGUACCGUCAACCAGGCGACUGAGUCGGAUACAUACCCAAUGCCUACAGAAAGUGAGGUGUUCGCGACAAUUGCAGGUGGCUGUUAUUACACAACUCUCGAUUUAGAGAGAGCUUAUACACAAGUUGUUGUUUCAGAUUCUACAUCAAAAUUUUUAACUUUAAAUACUUGCAAAGGACUGUACUCCGUACAUAGGUUAGCGUUUGGUGUGAAGGCAAGUCCCGGAAUUUUUCAGAGGUUAAUGACAGCAUUGUUGGCAGGAAUAAAAGGAGUGGCAAUAUUGAUUGAUGAUAUCAUUAUAAGUGGCUAUACAUUAGAGGAGAUGACUGAACUGAAGUUUUACAUCGCAUUGAAAAAUCAGGUGUACGACUCAAUAAGGAUAAAUGUAAGUUUGCAAAAAAACGAGUAG
Molecule: messenger RNA, 1009 nt
Organism: Danaus plexippus (monarch butterfly)
Lineage: Eukaryota; Metazoa; Arthropoda; Insecta; Lepidoptera; Nymphalidae
Exons: 1
Coding region: 38-1009 (323 amino acids)
Source: RefSeq, a predicted model, not a curated record